This is a messenger RNA of Myxocyprinus asiaticus (Chinese sucker), 6290 nucleotides long. RefSeq names its product proline-rich protein 36-like. The transcript has 2 exons. Bases 3971 to 4792 code for a protein of 273 amino acids. The record is from RefSeq and is a predicted model, not a curated record. NCBI's taxonomy places the organism in Eukaryota, Metazoa, Chordata, Actinopteri, Cypriniformes, Catostomidae.
CGCGAGUUCAGAACCCAACUUGAUCCGCUUUUCCAUGUUGCUGAAUGUACCGUUAUGCACUGAUCCUACGUUGGCAUGGCUACAUGUAGUUUCUUUUUCCACAAUACUGCAGCGAAAUCAGAAACAAGUGACCAAGCAUCCCCACGUCAAUAAAUAAUGCAAUAAAGUUGGCUUGAUGUUGGACAUUCUUUAUUCACAAAUAGUCGCAAAUUUAGGGACCGUCUCUAAAGGUACAGGCAACAUUGGAGCAUACAUAUCCAAAACAUUUCCAUAACAUAGAGUUAACAACUUCAGUAACAUUUAAAGCAAAUGACUUACAGGCAUACAACCAACUCCAAGGUGUGCAUGUAGGUGUCAGCAAUAAUGCACACCUUUUAGAUUUUUGAUAUAAUAAUAAUACAAAUAAAAAAGUCAAAUUAUAUGUAAGCAUUUCUAUAUUCAUCAGUAUUGUAAUAGGCCUUGGUGUCGGGAUCUGGAUUUUAUUUAAUGGAAAAUUGGAUCAAGUUGGGUUCUGGACUCGCGACUACAUUGGUACAGCUAGUAAAAACAUGCAUCAAACAUCCACACCAACCCAGCCUUGUUUUUUUGUUUUUUUUAGAUAUGCAGCCAAUAACCUACAAACAAGGAAGUCUUAAAUAAUGCCUAAACUAACUUAAAUUCAGCUCAAUACAUGUGCUAAAUGACUAUGACAAUGAUCUACUCGGACAACACAUUGUUUCCUAGAGCUGGCAGAAAAUACUCAAAACAGACACAAGCAGCAUAUCUAUCAACCACAAAUAAUAUAAUAUUGAGCAGCUGCCAUUGGAGUUACAUUGAAGUGACGUCACCUCCCCUCUUCGAAUGAUUGGUGUGAGAGAAGUUGACCUCUCAGCACCUCUCAGUUGACCUAUUAUUUGAUAUAUUUAAGCAAGCUGACAUUUCACAGCUAGUACUCAGGUCCUAUUUUCAUAAUGCGUGUGUGUGUGUGUGUGUCAGUAACGGAAAUCAUGUGGAAAGGGUUUCCUGUUUUUGUCUGAGUGUCUGAGGUUAAAAGUUGAACAUCACUCUUCUAUUCUAGAAAAUUUGGAUUCAUUUACAUAAUUAAUACAGAAUCUGUAUGUAUGUCUUUUUCAAAUAAGGUAAUGACUGAUCUCAUUGGAUAAUGUAGUUAGUGUAUUGCUUUUCCUGUUCUAACAAAGGUAUAUAAUGCUGUGCUGAACAAUAUAGUACGAGAAAUCUCUGAUGCAUACUUAAGUGUCUGUGUCAUUCAUUUCUCCCCUCGCGAGGAUCCGGAUCGAGACAGCAACUGCAGACCUGACUUGAUACUUAGGGGCCAGUCCUGAAAAUUCCUGACAACAGGCUAGAGGAGGAGCUGUCGAUCAAGAACUAGCGGACCAAUAGGGAUGCAAAAUGCCCCGUGAUUUACAUGAAACUCUACUCACAAGUUCUGGAAAACCAACAGCAGAACUUGGAAAUAAAAACAAAGAACAAUACAGCGUGAGCGUACAAAAAAUGAAAAUAUGAGCAAAAUUGUCAGAGAGCACAAAAAACAAAGGAAAACAUGAUUUUGUUUGCAAUUCUGAUGACUUUGCUUUAAUUUUUCUUUUGUUUUUUUGUUGUUGUUUUUUUGCAGUAUAUUUUAAAUGUGUUUAUAUAUUUUUGAUUCAUGCUUGUUAUUUUUUAAUCUGUGCUAAUUAUUUUAAUCUGUGCCUUUUAUUUAUAUUUGCUUAUUAUUUUUUGAUUCACACUUAUUAUUUUUGGAUCCAUGACCGCAAUACAUUUGAUGUGAUUUUGAUCCCAUCAAUCCCAACUAGUCUGAAAUCAUCACACAGAUAAGAUUUGCAUUGCAAAGUCGUGUUUUGUUUAAAGUGAAAUGCAAAACUGCUCAUGGUCCUUGUUUAUCUUUCCAUUCAUGUAUGACCAUCUUUAAAACAAUGUUACCAACUGCUGUAGUUUUGAGAGAAAUUAUUUUCUCAUUAAAUGGAGCCAUAUGUAGGGUACCACCAUCUUUAUUUUGUGUAUUGUUUAAUGCAAAGCAUCAUUUUCAGUGUUUUUGGACUAAACAUCACCAGACUAUCAAUGUGACCAUCCCGUUGCAGUAUUAUGUUUGACCACACUCAUGAAAAUGAAAGGAAAUUUUCUCAGAACAAAGCAACUGUGAUAUUGUUACAAAUCGCUACAAAUAGCAAAGUUGUUAGCUUAACUACUUUUCUCAGUAGUGAGGUGGUAGCUUCGCUAGUUUUUAAAACAAGUAGCUUUUCAGUAGCGAAGCCAUUUUAAUGAUUAGGUAGUGGCAUAGCGUUGACAAGAGCUACAAUGCUACAUCAUGCUGUAUGCCCUGUGUUUAACGUCGCAAGUUUUGAAUCUGAACUAAAGAUGUCUGAUUCACAAAUUAAUCACCCCUUUGAGUCGGUUCUUUACAAUGUAUUGAAAAUGGUCUAAAUUUUUUUGCGAUUCAAUCUGAAUGACUCUGAUUACUUGCUGGGGCCACACUAGCAGACUCAAAACAACUUGAUUUGAGUGGGGUGUGACAGACAUAGUGACUGUUUUUGCUGAUAAUGUCCUCCUAGUUGGUGAGCCUGUCAGACUUACCGAUUAAUAACAGAGCGAAGGUGUCACACUUAACAACUGCCUUUGAGUUUUCUCCACGCUUCACUAUCACGCCCCGUUUCCGCAGCCCAUUUUCAAUUUAACCUGAAGCUUUUGAAUACACAGGUAUUUUUCAAUAUUACUCCAAGAGUCUGCAGCAUCUGCUAUGUUUUGUUGUUUGUUUGUCACAGCAUACCGACAAGCAGGGAUAGCAGUCUCUAAUGGCCGAACAAAAUCAAAGCCUAAUUUCUUCCAGGGACCAUAAGGUAGCGGAACAGGUCGUAGAGGAGCUGGGAAUCACUAAAGUGACUCCAGUGACUCUGGUUACAUUCUCCACCACCGUAUGGUACAUGUCUUAGAGACAGGCUCUGAACACUGGAAUACCUGCAAUUAGGUGUGUGUGACUGUGGAUGUGGAGAGGGGUCGUGAUCCAAGGUUUAAAAUGUCAAAAAACACUCUUACCCACCUUAUUGAACUUGGGAUGCCUCUGAAAUGUGUUGCCAAACUACUGGGAGUCUCUUGAGCAACAUUGUUUAGGAGGUUGGCUGACAAGAAUAUGUCAGUAAGAGCACUGUAUAGUACCUGUACUGAUGAUGAGCUGGCGACAGAGGUGAAGAACUCUAUACCAGAUGCUGGAUAACAGAUGGUCUGAGGGGCUCUCCUGACACCAACCACAAACUAAUCAGGUAUGUCUGCAUGCCUUUCUUUAUAUCACAAUUGUAAUGUGUAUUCACAUUGGGGGAAUGAUUGCAAAGUACUUUCAAAGUGUAGUUGGUAAAAUUAAAAAAUCUCUCAUUUUCAGGUACAACAAAUACACACUACUGCUAUUUACACUGGCUUUCUGACUCAACAUCCUGAGAUGCUAUGAACUCAACAGUGUGUUCUCAGGGAAAAUGUGUGUCAUGUUUGUGAGCAAUUUAUUUCUUGGCACUUACAAUGUUUCAAGUGAUGUCAUAUUUUAUUAGGUACAACAUUAUAAUCUAUGUGGGAAUAGAUAGUUAUUCGUGAAAGGUACGAUUUUUCUUGUUUUUCCUGUUUCCGUGUUUAUCCUGCCUUGUAUUCUGUUUUAUUGUUAUCAAAGAAGCUGUGUUUAGAUCCUGCUCCUGUGACCUCCUUCAUUGCAACAGAACAACCGACCUCACGAAAUGGAUCUAGCGGUUCCCUUUAUUCAGCUGAGCCGAGCAAACUUACCCGUCCAAGAAUACUCACGUCCAUCCUGGCCAAAUACGUGGAAUUUUCUGAUUCUACACUGAAAUUCAUGUAUCAGAUUGGACUUAUUUCUCACUAGUGGAGGGAGUUGCUGGCGACCAGAGAUUACACGUGGGAGGAAUAUGUUGCACUGGUAUUAGAAACAUUCGCUUCAGCAGAUCCUCCUCAAUCAAUCCCGGUUUCCGAGUCAGCCAUGCCUGAAUCUGCUCCAUGCCAUGUUCCAGUCAAGUCUGAGUCUGCUCCACAUCAUGUCCCAGUCAAGUCUGAGUCUGUUCCACGUCAUGUCCCAGUCAAGUCUGAGUCUGCUCCACACCAUGUCCCAGUCAAGUUUGAGUCUGCUCCACACCAUGUCCCAGUCAAGUCUGAGUUGGUUUCACACCAUGUCAUAACCUGGCCUUCCGCGACUCCCUGCUUGAAGCCCUUCUCGGCCCUUGUCUCUAAGUUGAAUUAUCCACCACUGAUGUUGAUGUGUUUGGUCACGAAGACCCUUUCUCACAGCUUGUCAGUACUCCUGCCUGCCACAGGCAAUGAGCUGCCAGCCUCGUCCAUCCCAGAGCCUGCGCUGCCAGCCUCGUCCGUCCCAGAGCCAGCACUGCCAGCCUCUUCUGUCCCAGAGCCUGCGCUGCCAGCCUUGUUCAUCCUAGAGCCUGCGAUGCCAACUUCGGCCUCCUGGAGGAGGAGGAGGAGAAAGCCUUCUGUUCCCGAGUCUCUGCCCAAGUUCACGACCAUGGAGGUCAUUUACGAGUCUCUGUCCAUGCCCAUGACCACAGAGGUCGCUCCCGAGACUCUGCUCAUGUUCGCGACCACUGAGGUUAUUUCCCAGUCAUCCUGGACUCUUAGGCUCGAGCCUACCAUGGCUCCGCCUUCCACGGCUUCGCCCCUCGAGCCACCUAUGGCUCUGCCUUCCACGGCUCCGCCCCUUGAGCCUGCCAUGGCUCCGCAUUCCACGGCUCCAGUCUCUAGACUGUGGUCAUCUCCCAGGUCUCCUGACCCUGUUUCAGCCCUGUGGCCAUAACCAGGCCUUCUGAUCCAGUCCCUAUCCUGAGGUGGCCUUCUGGAUCUCCUGGUCAUCUGCCUGAUCUGCUCUGGUAUCCCUGGUCUCAUGGCCAUCUGCCUGAUCUGCUCUGGUCUUCUGGAUCUCCUGGCCAUCUGCCUGAUCUGCUCUGGUCUCCUAGAUCUCCUGGCCAUCUGCCUGAUCUGCUCUAGUCUCCUGGGUCUCCUGGCCAUCCACCAGAUCUGCUCUGGUCUUCUGGAUCUCCUGGCAGUCUGCCUGAUCUGCUCUGGUCUCCUGGGUCUCCUGGCCGUCCACCUGAUCUGCUCUGGUUUCCUUGGUCUCUUGGCCGUCUGCCUGCUCUGCUCUGGUCUCCUUGGUUCCCUGGUCAUCUACCUGAUCUGAUCUGGUCUCCUGGGUCCUCUGGCCACCAGCUUAAUCUGCUCUGGACUCUUUGUUCUCCGGCUCCAUCUUGGCCCUGCCUCCCCUUCCUGCCCUCCUUGGGUGUCAGGAGCCGCCCAUUAAGGGAGUGGCGGGGGGGUUAUGUUACGAUUCUCUGUUUUUUUGCCCUGUGUUUAACCUCUGUCAUCUGCUUCCCCGUGGACUACACUUCCCAUGAUUCCCUGCCCUAAUCGUUACCAGCUGUUUCCUAUUGUUUUCACCUGUUACAUUUACCUAAUUAUUCCCUUAUGUAUAUAUUGCCCUGAUUUCUGUUCACCUUUGUCAGUUGUUAAUGUUUCUCCCCUGUUCAUGCUCCGGCUCAGUCCUGUUUGUUUACUUUUGUUUUACUUCCUGGUUUCCUGUCUUGCCCUGUUUCCUCAUUUAUCCUGCCUUGUAUUCUGUUUUAUUGUUAUUAAAGAAGCUGUGUUAGAUCCUGCUCCUGUGACCUCCUUCAUUCCAACAGUACCUAAAGGUAGCAAACAACAGUCGCUCUGACACCCAUUUGGAUUGAGGCUGUGAGUGAAUGUGGGUUUCCAAUGAGGUAACAGUAUGUAUUAAAAUAGAAACAUAUAUAUUUGCCAAACUUUACUGUUGUCACACAAUACUGCUGUUUUCUCUGCUUAACCUGUUAGUCCAUAAUCAAUUGUGUGUAACUGUAAUGCAUUGUAAUGUUUGAUGCUCUGUUUGUAGACUAAGAGGUGAUCAUGGAGGUGAAAAUGUAGAAGUAGCACAGCUAAUGUUUUCAGUUCGUAGAACUGACAACAACUGCUUCAAUGCUAGUAAAAGUGUUCAUAAUCACAGGUGUGUGGCAGCGGGGGUGUGGUCAAGCAUCUCUCCGGAGAGAGAGAAAGCGGUAAGGGUGCUUACACCUGAGCUAAAUUAUGUCUAACACCUGUCUCUAAUUUCAGUGAGCACGGGGAGAGCGGCAUAAAUAGAGCUACACAGCACUUAGUGGAGAGAGAGACUGGAUACGACAGAGCCGAGCCAGAGCAAGGAUUUUUUAGUAGUGAAAGCAGUGUGUGUUAGUGUUUAGUUUAGUGCGUAAAGGUAAACUGUAAGCUGGUGUCGUGAAGAGGGGAAA